This is a messenger RNA of Staurois parvus, 264 nucleotides long. The record is from the annotation of a GenBank genome assembly. NCBI's taxonomy places the organism in Eukaryota, Metazoa, Chordata, Amphibia, Anura, Ranidae.
AUGGGCAUUGACAGGCAUCACUGAUGGGCACUGAAAGGCAGCAUGAUACAUGGCACUGAUAGGCUGGCACUGACUUUGGCACACUGAAGGGGCGGACUGACAACUCAUGGGGCCCCCGGGCAAUAGGGGAUCAUGGGGCCCCUGUAUCCUUGCCCAAACUCAAAAAAGCCUAUGGAAAAGGUACCAGGGGCAUCUCAUGGGGCCCCCUACUGACCCCGGGCCCUCAGGCAGUGCCUGAGUUUCUAUGUGGUCAGUCCGCCCCUG